GAAACACUUAAGUCAGGCCAGACCUGUGGCUCCCAGAACAUAAUCUGCUUCUCUUUCUGUCUGUCCUCCUUCUUUCCUCUCUGGUAUCUUUCAGCUCCAACCAAACAGCCAAGAUGUGCGACCAGACCUUUUUGGCUACCGUAUUUGGUCCGUGUGACUACUGUUACGAUGAACGUCCCCUCCGGGAGGUUUUCCGCAAAUCGGAGAAAUUCAACUAUUGCACGAUGUGUGUCAAUCUGAUGGCAACCGAGGGGCUGCAGGAGAACGAGAGCCUGGCCUCGCUGAAGAACGAGGCCGAGAGCCUCAAGGGCAAGCUGGAGGAGGAGAGAGCCAAGCUGCACGACGUGGAGCUUCAUCAAGUGGCAGAGCGCGUGGAGGCAUUGGGACCGUUUGUGAUGAAGACUCGGAGAACGCUGAAGGGCCAUGGAAAUAAAGUUCUCUGCAUGGAUUGGUGCAAAGAUAAAAGAAGAAUUGUCAGCUCUUCCCAGGAUGGAAAAGUGAUCGUUUGGGAUGCCUUCACAACCAAUAAGGAACAUGCCGUGACGAUGCCUUGUACGUGGGUGAUGGCCUGUGCCUAUGCGCCGUCGGGAUGUGCCAUUGCCUGUGGUGGGCUGGACAAUAAGUGCUCUGUCUAUCCGUUGACAUUUGAAAAAAACGAGAAUAUGGCCGCAAAGAAGAAAUCCGUCGCCAUGCACACAAACUACUUGUCGGCUUGCAGCUUCACAAACUCGGACAUGCAGAUCUUGACUGCUAGCGGAGAUGGCACUUGCGCUCUCUGGGAUGUUGAAAGCGGGCAGCUGCUGCAAAGUUUCCAUGGGCACGGGGCUGACGUCUUGUGUUUGGAUUUGGCGCCGUCAGAAACAGGGAACACUUUUGUCUCAGGGGGGUGUGACAAAAAAGCGAUGGUCUGGGACAUGCGGACUGGCCAGUGCAUCCAGUCGUUUGAAACCCACGAAUCAGAUAUCAACAGUGUCAGGUACUAUCCCAGUGGGGAUGCGUUUUCCUCUGGUUCGGAUGAUGCCACAUGCCGCUUAUAUGACCUCCGUGCCGACAGAGAAGUCGCUAUUUAUUCCAAAGAGAGCAUAAUUUUUGGGGCAUCCAGUGUGGACUUCUCUCUCAGUGGUCGCUUACUAUUUGCGGGUUACAACGACUAUACCAUAAACGUGUGGGAUGUUCUGAAAGGGUCUCGCGUGUCUAUUCUGUUCGGGCACGAGAACCGUGUUAGCACUUUGAGAGUUUCGUGUGAUGGGACCGCUUUCUGCUCAGGAUCGUGGGAUCACACACUAAGAAUCUGGGCAUAAUCUUCAGCACUAUCCCCGAAUAUGCACUAAAAUUGACAUCCUAGGAUACAAAAAGGAAAUCUCCAUUUGCAAAAAAAAAAGAAAAUGAAAAAGAAAAAAGCUGCAACAAAGAAACAACUUGGAACAAUCUGGUAGUCAAAUGACUGAACAAUAUUUUGCCAGGGUUAUCAAACCAUUGCCCAAACACUACUAGUUAGAAAAGGUAAAUACACUUUUAUCCUACAGUGGAAGGGGGAAAAAAAUCUGUGUGUGGUAUAAUAAGCUGUUUUUAAUGCUGGUUUUGAAACGACUUUUUUUUCUUAGAAAAUAGUUUAAUAAUUCUAAAAGCCAGACUUCUGUUCAAAUAACCUGUAAAACAGAAUUUAGUAUUUUAGUGCACAUUAUUGUGUAGUAGUUGCAUGAAUUACAUUUCUUCCACCAGUCAACUUGGAAAUAAUACAAACUCCUUGCCUUUGUCAGGGUUUUUCAGGCUCAUUUGCACACUCCGUAAAGGCAACAAGAGAGAACAAAUGAGUGUUUCCCCCUUCGUGUCCCCCUACCCUGCUCCAUACUUCUGUUAUUACUACUGCAUGCAAUGAGUAGGUGACUUGUGGAACUCACCGCCGCAAGAUUUCAUGAUAGCCACUGCUUUAGAUGAAUUUAAAAGGGGAUGUUGGACAGACUUGUGGGUGGAUAGGUCUGUCACUGUCUGUUAGCCAUGAUGAGAGUGUCUGGGAUCAGAGAAUGUUUCUGCUUCUCAGAUGCUGGGGGGAAGCCAGGCUGCUGUCUGCCUGCCCUGCUUUUGGGCUUCCCUGUAGAAUCUGACAUACCAUUGUUGAAAACAGGAUGCUGAACGAGGUGGGCCAUUGGUCUGACCCAACUUGGUUAUUCAUGGAGCAAGGAGAGAUUUCGACGAUGGCUGCAGACAUCAACAGGCCCUGGGACAGAAGGAACCCUCAGCUCCUUUCAUAAUUGCCUCCCGUUCUCACCUCCCUUCCUUUCUCCCCCUCCUCACUGCUCUUUCACCAGAAAGGCAGUCUUUCAUUUCCCCAUGGGGAAGGACCCACGGAGGAGGAAGCAGAGCCUCAGGUAGGGCUCCUUGUGUGUUCUGCGUCCCUUGCUGUAACCAGGCAUUCCUACCACCAGCCAUACACCGGUGGCGGGAGUGAGGCCUUUGGCUAGUCUGUAGGUAUCAGUAGAUGCUCCAACUGCCCCACUUUUUGACACUGAGCCUGAGAAAUGUGUGUUUAUUUAUUUAUAUUUAUUUGAUUUUAUUUAUACCCUGCCCUCCCCACAGAUGGGCUCAGGGCAGCUAACAACAUUCAAAAAAUACAUUAAAAGUCACAAAAACAUAAAAUCAAUAAUAAUUUUUAAAAAGUCAUUAAAAUAGUCCAGGUGCAGGCUACUUAAACAAAUAUUGGGAGUCCGUAUAUGGGCAUAGCAGAUGGCCGAGGGCAGCCCCAGAAGAAGUGGUGGUCUUAGAUGGAAGAAGGAGGACACCCGCUGGCACUCAGCCGAAGGCCUGGCGGAACAUCUCCGUUUUACAGGCCCUGUGACACUGUAACAGGUCCCCCAGGGCCUGGAUCUCCAGCGGGAGAGCGUUCCACCAGGCUGGGGCCAGGGCAGAAAAAGCUCUGGCCCUGGCUGAGGCCAGAUGGAUGUUCUUCGGGCCGGGGACCACCAGGAGUUGUUUGUCUGCAGAGCGCAACACCCUGCAGGGGACGUAAU
Eublepharis macularius is the source of this 3008-nucleotide messenger RNA. RefSeq names its product G protein subunit beta 5 (gene GNB5). Bases 114 to 1301 code for a protein of 395 amino acids. The transcript is spliced from 12 exons. Gene Ontology annotation, cellular component: heterotrimeric G-protein complex; cytoplasm. Gene Ontology annotation, molecular function: signaling receptor complex adaptor activity; protein binding. The record is from RefSeq and is a predicted model, not a curated record. Gene Ontology annotation, biological process: G protein-coupled dopamine receptor signaling pathway; G protein-coupled receptor signaling pathway. NCBI's taxonomy places the organism in Eukaryota, Metazoa, Chordata, Lepidosauria, Squamata, Eublepharidae.